This is a messenger RNA of Trichoplax adhaerens, 1078 nucleotides long. RefSeq lists its product as hypothetical. The transcript has 8 exons. Gene Ontology annotation, biological process: late endosome to vacuole transport via multivesicular body sorting pathway; vesicle budding from membrane. Lineage: Eukaryota; Metazoa; Placozoa; Uniplacotomia; Trichoplacea; Trichoplacidae. The record is from RefSeq and is a predicted model, not a curated record. Gene Ontology annotation, cellular component: multivesicular body. The coding region runs from base 1 to 672 and encodes 223 amino acids.
AUGAAUCGCCUUUUCGGUCGUGCAAAGCCAAAAGAGCCCCCGCCAAAUAUGACGGAUUGUAUCGCUAAUGUCGACGGGCGAAGUGAAUCAAUUGAAAAGAAAAUACAAAAGUUAGACCUUGAACUACUUAAAUAUCGCAAUCAAAUGAAAAAAAUGAGAGAAGGCUCUGCCAAGAAUAUGGUUAAACAGAAGGCCUUGAGAAUACUCAAACAGAAGAAAAUGUAUGAACAGCAGCGGGAUCAGCUUAUGCAGCAAUCCUUUAAUUUAGAACAAGCUAAUUUUGCUACACAGACUUUAAAAGAUACCAAAACCACGGUUGACGCUAUGAAAUUGGGUGUGAAAGAAAUGAAAAAAGAAUAUAAAAAAGUGAACAUCGAUCAAAUUGAGGACUUACAGGACGAUAUGUCUGACAUGAUGGAACAAGCAAAUGAAAUACAAGAAUCGCUAAGCAGAACUUAUGGAAUGCCAGAUGAUUUGGACGAGGCCGAUUUGGAUGCUGAAUUAGAUGCGCUAGGUGACGACUUGGCUUUCGAUGAAGAUACGUCAUACUUGGAUGAUGCCGCAAGUACACCGGCUGUUCCUAGUACAAAUCCCGGUGAAAAUGAAGCGGAAAAAUCAGCGGAAGGAAUUGCUGUUGAUGAAUUCGGCUUGCCAAAGUUACAAACAGGAUAAUGGAUUAAUGUUACUCGUAAAAUUAUGUUUAACCAAUGUUCUUGACUAUUGUAAAAACGACUCUUAUGAUGCCUUCAAAAAGGGCUUUUACGAUUUCUUCUUGUUGACUAUUUAGCUGUAAUUUCAUAUCAGUAUGCUAAGACUUUUAACUAAAGUAUCUAUUUUAGUUGACAUCUUGUUGCAGCGGCCGUAAAUAUUAACUGAAGCUACUGUAUUGAUUUCUUUGGGAUUAUGCGAUAUUUUGUGGUGAUAUCAACGUUAGUUUACUUGUACUUAUUUUUGCCUGCAUUAGAUAAAUGUCUUAUUCGAAUAUCUUAAUCUAUUUUUGUCUACGUCAUAAAAGAUGAUUACUUAGCUAAAUACGACGUUAUACUGUAUUAUUAUUAUUAAAAGAUAUCGUAAUCCA